Molecule: messenger RNA, 1464 nt
Organism: Gekko japonicus
Lineage: Eukaryota; Metazoa; Chordata; Lepidosauria; Squamata; Gekkonidae
Gene: PHF21B
Product: PHD finger protein 21B
Exons: 17
Coding region: 1-1464 (487 amino acids)
Source: RefSeq, a predicted model, not a curated record
AUGGAGCUGCACAGCUUGCAGGAGGCGUUAAGAGUGGAAAUCCAAAGUCAUCAGAACGGUGAUCUUAAGAAACAAAUCCAUGAGAGGCAAUCGAGAAUAGCAGCUCUUAAUGACAAACAAAAGCUGGGAGCCCUGACAGCUGUGCCUGUAACCGGGCCAGAUGUUAGCACUAUGGGCCGGCUCAUUGGUAGUAGUGGGGGAUUGCUCCCUCAAGUUAGGCCAAAGACCCUGAUUCCAGACAGCCUCCCUGUUUCUCCAUGCAGAGAUCAACUUUCGAAACAACCACCUACAUUCCAAAAGGCAACUGUUGUCAGCAUCAAAACCCCAACUCCUGCCCUCCCGACUGCCAAUAACACCGUUAGCCAUGUACAGACAUUCAACAGCCAGCUGCAAAGUGUUACUGAGCCUACAGCUAUCUCAUCGCCCCUGAACAGCACCGGGGUGGCCUAUGCCAUCAUCUCUACAUCCCCCAACAGCGUGACUCCCAUCAGCACUACCAGUGCAGCCGUCUCUGUGGUUAAAGACAGCAUCAAAGUGCAACCGCUCCUCAUCAGUGCCGACAGCAAGGUCAUCAUCAUUCAACCUCAAGUUCAAGCCCAGACAGAAAUUAAAGUGGAGACAAAGAAGCCUCCUGGAGAGUCAGCUCAGGGACUGCCUGCUACCAAAAAGAAAAAGGAGGAGAAUCCAGAGAAAAUUGCCUUCAUGGUAGCAUUAGGCCUGGUUACGACAGAAUACUUGGAAGAAAUCCAGAGCAAACGCCAAGAGAGAAAGAGAAGAAGCACAGCCAACCCAGCCUACAGUGGACUUUUGGAAACAGAGAGGAAGCGCCUUGCAUCAAAUUAUUUGAAUAAUCCCUUGUUCCUGUCCACAAGAGCCAAUGAGGAUCCAAGUUGGAAGAAUGAAAUCAACCAUGAUGAACACUGUUCAGCAUGCAAGCGUGGUGCCAACUUGCAGCUCUGUGGAAUGUGUCCCAGAGCCUAUCACCUCAACUGCUUGGACCCUCCCUUAAAGACAGCCCCCAAAGGGGUCUGGGUCUGCCCCAAGUGCCAAGAAAAGGUGUUCAAGAAAGAGGAAAGUACGCCAUGGUCUGGAACGCUGGCUAUCGUUCAGUCCUAUGUUACUCAUAAAACAGUCAAAGAAGAGGAAAAAAGGAAGUUAUUAAAGAGAAGCAGCGAAUUGAGGGAAGAAUAUAGGCAGCUAGAAGAAAAAGAAAACCUUCUCAACAAUGCAACAAAGAAGCGCUUAGAGCUAAAAAACAGCCUCUUGGCCCAGCAGAAAGGGGUUCAGUUAUCUCUGGAACGCCUCAAAACUCUCAUUAGACUGAUUCAGAAUGAGCCGAUGAUUCAGGUUACCAUGACAACCACCACCACCUCCUCCCUGCUGACUGUUCCCUGGAUCAAGCCUUCUUCUGCCUCAGCUGCUGUGGUACACAAAGCCCUGCAGCCAACACAGGGUAACAAUUGA